This is a messenger RNA of Orcinus orca (killer whale), 8725 nucleotides long. It is a transcript of the gene SFTPA1, whose product is annotated as surfactant protein A1. Gene Ontology annotation, cellular component: multivesicular body; rough endoplasmic reticulum. Bases 6918 to 7664 code for a protein of 248 amino acids. NCBI's taxonomy places the organism in Eukaryota, Metazoa, Chordata, Mammalia, Artiodactyla, Delphinidae. The record is from RefSeq and is a predicted model, not a curated record. The transcript is spliced from 5 exons.
AGCCUCUGUGGACAAACAGGGAUGGGACGAUUAGCAAGAAGAGCCCUGACAAAGGGAGGCCCACAAGGGUGAAGACUCUGUAUCAGACUAGGUCAGGAGGAAGCGGGGAAUAAUCCUCAUGGAUACAGCCAGGGGAGUCAGAGGAUUAAGUCAGGGCCUAUCAUAGCACCUGAUACAAAGUAGCCCCCCGUGAAGGUGGAAUCAAUGAACUCGGAGGGUGAUGUGCGAUGUUUGUCUGCACAUCCUCGCCUUUGACUGCAGUUUUUCAUUCAGCCACCAGAGGGCAGAGCUGACCCAUACAUUCCUCGUGGGAUCGAGGCCAGGCUCCCUCUUGUGAGUUCUAUUGGGGAUGAUAAGCCUCAGAACUCAGGGAGCACCGUUCCUCUCUGUAGGUACGGAAGCCAUUCACAGCCCCUGAGAGGUCAGAACCCUUUUCUCAACAUUCCCUCUCUCUGGAACAAAAAAGUCCAGUUGAGGCAAAUGUUCCUGCGCCAGUCUGAUCAGAUUUCUCAGGGCUUUGGUGUGCCUGUGCCCCCCUCUCAUCCCAGGGAGUACCCCCUUCUUUCUCCUUUGUUAGGGGUGUACUGUUCUGGGGGUGGGGAAGGAUUAUGCACAUGAGAGACUGACCCUCAGGUUCUUCAGGAAACCAGGGGGGACACAGAUGCCAUCCAACAUUUGUGUCUGCUCUCAAGUGGAACUUAGAAGGGAAUGGGAAUUCCUGAUCAAGGACACUGAAGCCCCGGGCCCAGGCGCCAUCUCCCACCCUGCGGCGAGCCAGGCCUCAGGGGCACAGCUGGGAACCGCGGGCUUCCUGAGUGAGGAUUCUCCCCAGGGUCAUGAGAGUCUGAGGCACAGGCAGCAGCAUUUGUGGCACUGUGUCCUACCACUCCCUGGCCUUUUGUGACAUGUACCAGCCUGGGUCUCCUUCCCCCCGUGGGCCCCUCUAUUCCUCCCAUGUGUCUCUCCCAAUCUGGCUAACUCUCCUUGGUUCUCCGGGGUGGACCUCAAGCUGUGUGCCACCGCUCUCUGCUGGUCUCUCAGUUCCCUCUGCAUUCGCAGGGUGCGCUUGCGUCCUUGUGGGUCUCUGUGAUUAGUCACCUGCUCCCUUCCCUGGUUCAUGUUUAUCCGAGACACUCAUCCUCAGGUUACCCUUCCACACUUCACAGGCAGAGGCUCUUUCUCCUCCAGCUUCAGUAUCCCUGUUGCUCCUUGGACCAGGCUGGAUGCUGGGUCAGGAUCUCAUGCAGAUUCCGUGUUUGUCCUAUGGAUGUCUGCAGGGCUGUGUACAGACAAGCCACGGCAGUGGGCACAGCCCCAGGACAGGACCGCUGGGUUGCUGGGACAAGGCUUUGUGGUGGAAGCGGAUGUGGCUGGUGGCCAGUGGCCCUGCAGUGGUCAUCUCCAUAGUUGCACUCCUGAAGGCCCUGCCUCUCUGAAUGUCCCUGCAGGCCUGGCUCCUGACCUGGGGCAGUGUGGGGUCCAUGGCCCAGCAUGUGCCCUCUGGUCUUGUGUUGGGGCACAGCCAUGUAGCUUAGGAGAGUCCCAGCUCUGGCACAUGGUGGGGCUGUGCUCGCUUUGCAGAGGGCUGAGUUCCUCUGGCUCGGGUCAUAUAUGAAGCACAAAAUCAGUUUUUUAUAUUUAUACUCACAGGCAUAAUUUUUAUAUUAACACCAUCUCCCAGUAAACCAAGAUGUGUUUGGUUGAAGCUGUUUUAAAUACAUGUUGACUGGAAGCUGGAGUCUUUAUUUGUUCCUAGUCAGUUUCUCCCGGGUCAGUGAGUAACAACUCCAGCACCCACCCAACAGAUCCUCUGUUACAAGGGGCCUGGAAAGCAGCAGCCACACACCAGGGGGUAGUUUCGGAAGAAGACCCUAGAGUUAGGAGUGAUGCAGAUGCCUGGGAAGCCCUGCCUGCCCCCGCAGAGGGCGGGCAUUGGACGGGUGCCUGAGGAGCUGGUCCCUUCACCUCUACAGAGGUGGGGCACUCCGGCAAGGAUCAGAUUUUCCCCACACCAGUCACCCUGCCAGGAGCUCUACCUGAACUGUCACCUUUUAUCAUCUCUUCAGCCCAAUGAGGUGGAGCAGCCUGUGGUCUGGCUGCCCUUCAGGAUGCCCUGAGGGAGCAGGGUGGGCGGUGCUGAGACCUCCUUCUCGGCCCCAUUCUUGAGCCACUUUUAAGCUGAAAGCUCCAGAGAAUGCCCUCUCUUCUUGAACAUUCAGGUCUUUUAGAAAAUGAAACCCAGACCAUAGCCAGUCUUAGGCCCACAACUUGGCCUGAGGGGACAUCGCUCCGACAUCCCAGAUCCCUGGGACAAGCGUUGCAGGCCUAAAUGCCGAGAGGCUUUGGUCCCUUCUGAAAUGUUUUCAAAAGUCUAGAAUGAAUGUGUUGAGGUAUUGUUGCUGUAAUCUGAGGUUAAUUAAAUAUAGGAGGACUCACAGAAGGGCACUGCACACGAGAGAGUAGAACACAUCCAGGCUGUAGGACCAGGAAGAAGGAGCCUCUUUAGAGAGCUCUGUGGACACUCCCACAGCUGACGCCACGGUGUUCCGGGGCCUGGCUCCUGGGUGAGCCAGGAGGGGGCCGAGGCUGUCACGGGAGGGUCACGUGGGUGUCAGGAUGUGGGCUCAGGUGUCCUCUGAGGACAGUGGAGGCCCCGGAUGAAUGUAGUGAAUGUGGGGGAGGAGUGGGGAGAUCCAUGAUGGGAAAAGUCCCUUCAGUUCCAGUGAAAACACGAGGCUGGGAUCAGACCAGAAGCUGGUUGUUCCAUGAAGCAGGGCGAAAAGAAUCCCAUGUUGUCCUGAGCCUGGAAUUCCUCCCAGGGGAACAGCUGUGACUGCGUAGAGCACAUGCUAAUGUACCUGUUUGAUUCUGAAGACCAGGGCCUCCUUGAUCCCGUGAUGCACUGGAGUUAAGCUAAAGUGUUGUCCAUGAAGAAGCUUGCAGGCCAUUGAGAGUUCUCUCCUGUCGCAGUGUAGGUGGCAGACGGUUUCUCUAGCUCCCUCCGGCUGGGAUCCAGGCGCAGCCCAUCUUGCACCUUUCCUGGGGAGAACCCCAGCCUGCUUGCUGCCAACCCCUCCCUGCCCCUGCUGUCUGCCUGUCCCGUCCUGUCCCACCGGCUGCUCUCAGCUUUGUCUCCACCAGGCAGCCUCAUGUAAACAACCACCAGGGCCUGAGCCCUGGCUGGUGCCUCCUCUCUGGGCUUUGCACGUGUUUGCAAGGCAUCUAGAGCCCACUGCCCCAGAGAAGUGGACGCUUAGGCUCUGUGAGAAGCCUGUGCACUUGGUCAACAUCCCUGCUUUGAUGGACACUCAUCCCCAGGAAGCCUGGUCGGGAGCUGCAGCCACACCUGGUCCCUUCCUUUGCUCUGUCCUACUGGGUCUUACCUUGCCGUCCUCCCUCCCAAUGUAGCCAUGGAAACUCCUCAGGAGAGUCAUUCUAGUCCAGGUGGAGGCAGGGAUAAAGCAAAUCCUGGGCUUUCUCACCCCCAGCUCCUGGAUGUUCCCUGCCGCUUCAGGAGAGCUGGGGUUUGUUUUAAAUACCAGCCCCAUUUGUAACCCAUACACUCCACACUUCAGCCCCUGCUCAAAAGCCACACAGAGGUCAGGAAGACUUUUCAUCUGUAUCUGAGCCAAAAAUCAGCAACUUUGACAAUGUGGACCCAACAAUGUGGGCCCAGACUAAACCCAUAAGAUGACAGCAAGCCAGAGGAGGUCUCUCCUGCCUCACCCAGAGCCUCUGCUUGACGGUACCUGCAGGUAGGUUUGCCAGAUAAAAUAUAAGAUGCCCAACGACACCUGAACUUCAGAUCAACAAUGAAUAAUUUUUUAGUAUAAGUACGUCCCAAAUGUUGCAUACUUACAGUAAAAAAUUCUUUGUUCCCUUGUGCCCUGUUGGUGGGAUUAUAAACUGGUAAAUGGGUCUAGCCACUAUGGGUAACAGUAUGGAGGUCCCUCAAAAAUUUAAAAACAGAACUACUAUAUGAUCCAGCCGUCCCAGUUUUGGGUAUAUAUCCAAAGGAAAUGAAAACAGGUUUUCAAGGAGAUAUCUUCACUCCCAUGUUUAUUGCAGCAUUAUUCACAAGGAUGGAAACAACCUAAGUGUCCACUGAUACAUGAAUGGAUAAAGAUGUGGUGUAUACAUACAACGGAAUAUUAUUCACCCACGAAAAAAAGGAAAUCCUGUCAUUUGCAGCAACAUGGAUAGUCCUUGAGGACAUUAUGCUAAGUGAGAUAAGUCAGACAGAGAAAGACAAAUAUUAUAUGACAUCCACCCUUUUUGGUGUGUGGCAGAAAAGGCAGUCAGAACAUUCCAGACAAGAGAAGAAUCAUGCUCAGAGGAAGAGCGCCGUGGAAAGCACCCCUCAGUUCUGUGAACUUGGAACACCCUCUUAGAAGCUGGAGAAGGAGAGUGGUGGAACACAGGAUGAAGAAGGCGGUAAGGCCAGGUAAAUAAUUAAUUAGUCAUUUUAUUAGAAUUUUUAUGACAUACUUUAAUAUAUUGGCAUUAAGCCAUGUGAGUGACUUAAGUUAAACAGGUGACUUAAAAGAUUAAAUAAAAUACCCCGUGAUACUCUUUCAUGUUUUUAAGUAAAAAUAAUAUCUGAACCAGUGUUAAUUUCUUGAUUUUGAUGGUUAUAUUGGAAAACAUCUUCAUAUGGAAUAUAAACUAAUAUACCAGGGUGAUGGAGUGUCAUGUUUGCAACCUACUCUCAUAGGUUCAGAAAAAAAUUUGUAGUGCACCUGCCUCUUUCUUGUAGGUUUGUUAUUACUUCAAAAUAAUAAUUUCAAAGAACCCCAGAAAACCAUGGCUCAGGAAGUUAUAUAACCUGACCUAGGCCACAGGGAUAACAAGUGGCAGCUCCAAAGUGCAGCUCAGGUGUGUCUGACUCCUUAGUCCACACCCUUCCCCACCAGCCAUGGCCCGGACCUCCAGGCUGCCUCCCCCCAGACCCUUUAAAAUCUGCCCAAGAAGACCCCUGCUCCCAUUCCUUCACCUGCAGAACCGCAUUGCCUCCAAGCCGAGUUGUGGUCCUUAAGCUGGAGCUGCUCCCCAGUUGACCCAACCCUGCGCUGGCCCUGGCUCCCCAUCCUGUGCCUGACAGGGUCGCAGGGCACGUGACAGGCGGCAGCAGGGCAGCUGAAAGCACUCAGGGCUCCAGCGAGGCUCUGACAGGCUCCCUGCUCCUGGGAAAGGGAUUCCAUUAGCUGAGCUCCCGCUCUCCCUGAGGAUCUCAAGAUUUUUCAGACCACUCACAGGUAAGCAUGGCGAUUUCUUCCUGUCUCUGUUCCCCAUCGUUACCAUCCCUAUGUUAGAGAUUCCCUCCUCAUCAAGUGGCUUGAAGAGGGAAUCUUAUCAAUUAAGGCUUCACGUGUCAUUCCACUACUUAAAGAAACCACCACUGCAGGUCGUCAGACAUCACCAAGGCCGAGACAGAAACUGCUGUCCUCCUGUGACCUUCCAGCCCCCGCCCUGCUUCCCCACCUCUGAGCCUGCCGGGGCGGAGGGCUGGGGAACCCGCCCAGGGUUCACCUGUACCGGGGAACCAUGCUCCGUCAACUCAGCUGCAGGCCCCGGAAGCAAGAGCUGGGGGCUCAGUGGGGAGCCACGCCCCAUGACAGUUUGUUCCAGCUCACCCUGACCACCCUUUGGCUUCAGACGUGACCUCUGCACACUCUGGAGCCCUAUGGACACUUCCAAGAGCCAAAGAGGCUCUGGAGCUGGAAUGGCCCCAGGAGGAAGCCCUGUAUGUCACUGACCUGCCUCUUUGCUCCCCUGGGAAAAGAGUCCAGCCCUGGUAUGUUCUCUCCAGCUGGCGGGCUUUCGGGGGAUCGUGAUUCUGGGGCUGCGAACAUGUCACGAGCCAGGACCGGGAGGCCAAGGCCCAGGAGGGAGAGGGCUCCCUUUGCCACGUGGCUCCAUCGGUUCCCGUAUAAGCGCUCUCGUUCUUCACUGCUUUGGGGAAAGUGGGUGGAGGGAGAGUGGGUGGCCUCCGGUCCGUGGGAAUUGUCCCUUCUUACCGAUCUGGAGUUUCUCUUUAGUGGGUUUCCUAAGUGGCCCUCCAGCUGAGUGCCCUGUGGGGAAAAGUACUGGGUAAACAAGAUGACAGCUUCCUGCCUGGCUGUCCUGGAGUAGAGGCCCUUGUGGCAGGCCCCUCCCUGGGCUGGAGAGGAAGCCUGGUAGCCUACGGUCAGUAUAAAUGUUGCUGUCCACCUCGCCACCUGGAGGCAGAUCUGGAGGCAGAGAGCCACAUAGGCUCUGUUCGUGUGGGUGAGUUUAGCCCCAUCCCCUGGGUCUUUCCCAGGGUUGCAGCAGCAUGAAGCAGCCCAGCAGCCACAGGCUUCACUAUGGGUCAGGCAGGGAAGGAGGGGCCCUCCCUGGGUACCACUGGGACUUGUUCCACAGAACCCUAACUAUGGGUACAGGAAGGUGGGCUUGCGAAUAUCCUCAUACUUCACUGUGCGCCUGGGCCGGGCCCAUUGGCCCCAGGGAUUCAGCAGGGCCUGCAGGGUGGAGGCAGGGGGAGAAACAGCCUGCCAAAGAGAAAGUCCCGAGAAAGCAGGGAGGAGGGGACUCCCUAUCACUGACCACCGUGGGGUGGCCAAGACGUGGGCCCUGGUCAUCUCUGCUCAUCCUCAGGAUCAUGAUCCCUUAGAACUCAAGAGCAACGGGUAGCUGAGAGGAUGAGGGACAGAUGGAGCGAGUGGAUGUUGACCACAUCCUUCCUCCCAACAGCCUGGGAGGGACAGGCCAGGAUUGCCUCCAGGACAGAAGUUUCAGCUGAAGCCAAGAGAGGUGAAGUGAGUUCCCCACGGUCACACAGCGAGGAACAGAGACUCCAUUAGAACCGAGGUCCUCUGACUCUCCAGAGCUCUUUACCACUGCUCACCUGCCCAGAAGGAGCCGCUGGAGCAGGCACCAUGCUGCUGUGCUCUUUGACCCUCACCCUCAUCUGGAUGGUGGUUUCUGGCCUUGAGUACAACAUGAAGGAAGUUUGUCUUGGAAGCCCUGGCACCCCUGGUACUCCUGGAUCCCAUGGCCUGCCAGGAAGAGAUGGGAGAGAUGGCAUCAAAGGAGACCCUGGACCUCCAGGCCCCAUGGGCCCCCCUGGAGGAAUGCCAGGCCCCCCUGGGCGUGAUGGGAUGACUGGAGCCCCUGGCCUCACUGGAGAGCGUGGAGAAAAGGGAGAGCCUGGUGAGAGGGGUCCUCCAGGGCUUCCACCUUAUCUAGACGAGGAGCUCCAGAGCACACUCCUUGAGAUCAACCAUCAAAUCCUGAAGAUGAUGCGCGUCCUCAGUCUGCAGGGGUCCAUGCUGGCAGUGGGAGAGAAGGUCUUCGCCACCAGUGGGCAGUUGGUCAAUUUUGAUGCCAUUAGAGAGUCGUGUGCCAGAGCAGGUGGACGCAUUGCUACCCCAAGGAGUCUAGAGGAGAAUGAGGCCAUUGCAAACAUCGUGAAGAAGCACAAUACUUAUGCUUACCUGGGCCUGACUGAGGGUCCCACUGCUGGAAACUUCCGCUACGUGGAUGGAACCCCUGUGGAUUACACCAACUGGUACCCAGGGGAGCCCGGGGGUUGGGGCGAAGAGAAGUGUGUGGAGAUGUACACAGAUGGCCGGUGGAAUAACAAGAACUGCCUGCAGUCCCGACUGGCCAUCUGUGAGUUUUGAGCAGGCACCACGGCCACAGGAUGGAGAGGGUCCUGCCUUGCCUUUCAGCCCACGUCCUGGGGAAUCCACCUGGUCUAUGAGGUGCUGUAACACCUUUGUAGCUAUAAGAGUUGGAGGUAUCUUAGCCACGGCACUCCCCGCUGGGCCCUGACUCCUCCCCCUUGAUUACUAAUCAGUCUGACUCCCCCCGGAGCCCCUUCUCAGCUUUGCACUCUAGACAGCCACUCUAACUUCGCCCUUUGGCAAGAGAGGGAGGCUUCUUUCUUCCUCUUCUUGUCCAACUCCUUCAUUUAUAGAUGGCAACAGUGAAGUCCUGGGAUGGAGGUUCCCUCCAAAAGCACACACAGGGUGCCUGCUUCCUGGCCCCUCUACUCUUUCUUUGCAGCCCACUGCCUGCCCAGCCUUAUCAAGAUUUAGCAGUGCUGCUCAAGCAUAAUGAUAGAUGGGUGGACUUCUGGGAAAUUCCAAAUGUGUGGAGCUAAGGAUACAUUCGGGAUUAUCUGGCAGCCUGAGGUCUGUGGGGCACAUCUGCUCAGGCUCUCCAUGAGGUCAGAGGGCUGGGUGGUGCCCCAGCAUGGAGGAGGCCAACCCACCCCUAGUGAUUGGCAUGUAUUAUCCACUCCCUUGACUCUGGGGGUACCAACUCAACUCCCUGACCUAAAAGCAGCCAGCCUAUGCCUCUAGGGAAGAUCUCACUCCCACCUCAGGCAUUACCCAAGUAACUUCCUGCUGAUGAACACAUCCCCACCACUUCAGACCUCAGUGAGGUGUUUAUUGAGCAUAUACUAUAUACCAAGCACCUUGACAAGCACUUCUAAGACAUCUUAUAAACUAUGACUUAAUCUUCACACAGUGCCAUGGAACGAGCAUUAUUUUCCCCAUUUUUUAUACAAGAACACUGAAACUUAAAGAAGUUAAAUGUUUUGAGUUUUGUUACACGGAGCAAGUGACAGAGGCUGUUUUCAAACCCAUCUACCUGAACCUGAAGCUUAUGCUCAUCACCACCCCAUCCUCUCACUGAGCAGAGAUGAUUCAAGUGUAAUAAAUCAUGAAUAUGUUAA